Messenger RNA from Helobdella robusta, 699 nucleotides. RefSeq lists its product as hypothetical. Bases 1 to 699 code for a protein of 232 amino acids. Lineage: Eukaryota; Metazoa; Annelida; Clitellata; Rhynchobdellida; Glossiphoniidae. The transcript is spliced from 4 exons. The record is from RefSeq and is a predicted model, not a curated record.
AUGGCUAGAAAACGUAAAUCUAAAAAUAACAAAGAAAAAUGUUCAACCGCGGGAAGCAAGAAGGAUAUCGAUGUAAAAAAUGAAAUGCUCACAGUUAAAAAAGAACCAGACGAUGAAGUCGGUUAUAUCCUAAAUUCUAUUGAUUCAUAUCCACUGGGAGAUGUAAAUGAUGAUCAGCCUACAGUUUCUAUAGAGAAUGAGAUCAAACAUGAAAUUGAAUUUUCACCUCCAGAAUCACCAAAGGAUAUGGACUCGGAGCCAAAGCCUAAAACUCGAAGUUAUAAAAAAAGUUCUUUAUAUCGGGCACUGAUACCCUACAAGAAAUAUUAUAUACCAAAGAAACUGAUGAAAGAGAAAACACUGAACUUGGAGGCCAUAUUAAGAUUGACAGAAAAACCUUUGAUUGCUUUGUUUUCACAAAUGUCAUCUAACGAAAUCACAAGAAAUUAUGCCUACACCUGCUGUCUCAUUCCCAGUGAAUGUGCGCUCAGCUUUCAAAGCUUUGGCAAUGAGGGAAAAGCUCGAAACCAGAUGUAUGAGCACUUACUAAACCACCUCACUGAACUCUUGAACAAGAAGAAAGCUGAUCCAACUUUUGUUUUCAGUGCUGAUGUUGUCAAGAAAAAUUUAUUGUUGGGAGAAUGUAUGGAUGACAAUUAUUUUUUAAUUAUUUUUUUAAUACACAUUUUUCUACAGUAA